GGGCGGGCCUUCGCAGCACAAGAAUGGAGGCGGUCGGCGGGUAAACGUUUCUUUACACGCGUUGAAAUGAAAUUUCCCACGGACGCCGCUCAGUUUUUUCAUUUCCACGCCACGGAGGAUGACGAGGGAGUGAGAAGAGACGGCGGCCCGUGUGAGACGACCGCACCGGGGAUUGUCCAACGACAGCGAGCGUGAGGUGUGCUCUUAUACUGGCCGUCUGGAUGACACGAGUAGACCUCGAUCAUUUGACACAGCGGUGAAAUUUCACUCCAACACUCAUCUGUCACAGAUCCAUGAUCCACCCACAGUCCACAUAAAACAUCACAUACACUCUCACACACACACACACACACACACACACACACACACACACACACACACACAGAGCCAGCAUGGCGGAGCAGCAGCAGCAGCAGCAGGAGGAGGAGGAGGCGGAGGAGGGCGUUUACGUGGAGCACCAGUACAUGUGCAGUGAGUGCCACCAGCUCUUCAACACCCUGGAGGAUGUGCUGAUCCACCAGCAGAUCCACACGGGACAAGAGGGAGAAGGAGAGGAGGAAUGGGCGGCUAUGACCAUCCAAGGAGUCCCUGAGAUGGGGCAGACGCAGCAUUACCAGUGUCUGGAAUGUGGCAUCCUCCUCAUUAACCCAGAGGAGCUGCUGCUGCACCAGGAGAUGCACAUGAGGGAGGCGGGUUUGGAGGUGGAGCAUCAAGAGCUCUGCGAGGUCAUGGAGACAGAGGAAGGCGGGUCAGAGGCUCAGAUGUCGGGACCGGUUCAGUACCAGUGUCUCGACUGUCUGGCUCUGUUUGAUGCACCCGAGACAUGGUUGGAGCACCGGCGGUCCCACAGCAGGAGCAGCACGCACAGCAACAACGAGCCCACGGAGUAUGUGCUACAGCCCGAUGGCACCGUGACUCCUCUUAACAGUAUGCAGAACUGUGUGCUGAGUGAGCAGCAGGCCGGGGAGAUCUUGGCGCAGGUACUUGCUCAGCAGCAGCAGCAGCAGGAGCAGCAACAACAGAUAAAAUGUCAGUCUGUCUCUAAAGCUGCUGCAGCCUCCCGCUCCUCCCUGCUGCCACCUGUGACGGCGACUCCCGGCUCCGCAACCAUGCACCUGCAGAUUCUCACGGCUCAAGUCCUGGCUGACAACUCCACUGUAUCCAGUCAGCACCGCUCCAAGCUGCCUCCCCUGUUGCCCGCCGUCGGCCGAGGCGCCUCUGCAAAGCUGGGGGUCUUGGAGAACGGUGUCCAGACACUGGAGCUACGGUUGGCCCCCGUCGUCCAGGAGCUGCAGCAGCAGCAGCCUACGGAGGUGGUGGUCAUCCACCCGUACGAGUGCUCUGAGUGCUCCCUUAUCUUCCAAACUCCAGAGGAUUUCCUCCAGCACCAGGGAGAGCACUUCCUGGGCCAGGACAAAGAGAGCGGAGAGACGGGGGUCAUGGGUGGCUUCGAGGAGGCUCGAGGGAGGGAGGAGGCGACGGAGAAGGCGGAGGACAUCAGGAUCAGAUUGUCCGAGAAGAAAGAGGCCGUCUGGGCCAAGCCUCAACAGUGUGAGCUCUGCAACCGCACCUUCACCUCCAUCAACCGGCUGGCUGCUCACAAACGCGUGCACGAACAGGGCACGCACGAAUGUCCAGAGUGCGGCAAAGUGUUCAAGAAGGCAACUUCGCUGCAGACGCACAUGCGCACACACUCUGGUGUGGCCAGGUACUUGUGUGUAGACUGUGGCAACGGCUACACCACUGAGAUGACUCUCAUCAUGCACAGGAAGUCCCACACUGCUGACCCUCUUCACAAGUGUCAGUUCUGCAACAAAACCUUCACCAACAUGACCAAGUACCUCUACCACCGUCGAACCCACCUCAAUCGCGAUACAACCGGCACACCCACUGCUGCCUCUAUGAGCUCAGCUCCAAGACGAGCAUCUCUCUCUGCACUUGCCAUCCUAGAGAGAGCCAGGGAAAAGAGGAAUUCCCAUACUGAGGCAAAAAUCAACAUGCUGGCCCCUCUCACAGAAGAAGAGAUGGAAAAACUGGGAGAAGAUCCUAUACUUAGUUCUCAGAUUCAAGUAGAAGGAGGUGAAGUGGAGAGACAGGGGCAGGACAACGACAUGGAGUUGUCAGCCCCACUUGAAGGAAGCACUGACAACCACCACCAGCAGGAGGAGGAAGCCAUCAAGGCUGCUCCAGCCACAGACCCGGUUCCCAUUGAUGACACUGGUGUAGGAGUCACGUCAGGGGCCCCUGGCUCAGCAGAAGCUGCUUCUGCUGCGUCAGAGAAGGGGCCCUUCUCUUGUCGCGCAUGCAGCAAGACCUUUCCCUCCCAGCUGCAGUUAGUUCAGCAUCGACGCAAGUCCCAUGUCCCAGAGCGCAGCUUCGUCUGUGGCAUCUGCGGCAAGUCUUUCAAGAAGCAGAUCCACGUUCGCAACCACAUAAGAACACACACUGGCGAGAGGCCAUUUCAGUGUUCUGACUGCGGCAAAACCUUCUCAUCUCUAGCCAAUCUAACGAGGCACAACCUCAUCCACUCGGGUGUGCGGCCGUACCGCUGCGAUGUCUGCCACCGCUCCUUCUCACAGUCCUCCAACCUCCGUCAGCACAGCCUGCUGCACUCCAACACCACCACUCUGUGCUGCCCUGACUGCCCCGCCACCUUUCGCUGGCCCACCAAGUUAGCAGCACAUCGCUACACCCAGCACCCAGGGUCUCCAGCCCCUUUCUCCUGUCCUCACUGUGCGGCUGGCUUCCUGAGCAGGAGGCAACGAGACAGCCACUGUUUGGAGCAGCACCCCACCCUGGUGCAGGCAGCUGCAGGGAUGGAAGGGGACAAAGAGGUCCACCACCAAGCACAGUUGGACAAAGACCUGGCCUCAGAGCCCUCCACCUCAACCGCCGUAGAGACAGAGUCAGGGGAUUCAGGCAGUCUUGUGCGGGGGGGUCUAGAUUGCAACAUUUGUGGGAAGAAGCUCAACUCUCCUGCCAAUCUGCGUCUUCACAGACUGAGCCACUUUGCCUUAGGCCCUGGACGGCCGCGGUGUGCCACAGGGAAGCGGCCUAAAGCCCACCAGUGUCCCGUCUGUGGAAAGAAGUUUGUGUCUUCCUCUGGAGUCACACUUCACCAGCGCGUCCACACUGGCGAGCGGCCAUUUCCCUGCCAAGUGUGUGGCAAGCGCUUCCGUCAGAACACGCAUCUGCGAGAGCACCUGCGCACACACUCGGGCGAACGUCCGUUCCGCUGCGAAGUUUGUGGAAAGGGUUUCAUUCAGAGUAUGCACCUGGCUGAGCACCGCCGGACACACACGGGUGAACGGCCGCACGUCUGCCUGCUGUGCAGUAAAGCCUUCAAGACCUUCUCCAAUCUGAGGAACCACAAGAAGACUCAUGCCAGGCAGCAGAGGCUGGACGAGGAGGCUGCCGCUGCCACUCAGGCUGCCAUGGAGACCAGCUCGGUUGUGACAGUGGUGGAAGCGUCGGCGGCGGAAUUCGCGAGCAGGCAGUCUCAGCUCCUCCAGAUGCAGGCCUCCGAUUUUCAGCAGACACAGGGCACUAAUACAAUCAUGUGUAACGAGUUUGGGGAGACCAUCGCCAUCAUAGAGACGAGCGACGGAGGAGCGCUGCCUCUGGAGCAGGCCUUGGAGAUCUAUCACACAGCCCUGGAGAAUGGCCUCGCCAUGGAGACGGUCGCCGUAGACGGACUGCAGCUUCUCUGAAGACCAGUGCCAGUCAAAAAAACCUCUAAUCGAUUAUUCAGAGCUCUUGCUGAAAUGAGCCUUAAUGACGACCGAGACACAGACUAACUGACUACUGCGAAGUUGAGAACUCAGUUCCGAGUAGUAAUUUACUGGAACCAGAAGAAAUAAUAAAUGCAUUUCAGCAAACACACCAAAGUUUGUCCACUUCCCUCAAGCUAUGAGAGGGGUCAGUGCCGAAAUUAUACGUACAUUUAAAAUAUGGAAUUCAUUCUGAAUACGGACCAUAGGUUGUGCCUCAUAACAUUUAUAUGAUUCAUUUUUAUCGUUUAUAUGAGAUGUGAUUUUCUUUUGCUUAAAGGUUUGGUCAAUGAAAUAAUUCUUUUGUAAAUAAGUGACAUCAAUAAAUGUUUUUUCAAGAUCA
Messenger RNA from Scophthalmus maximus (turbot), 4113 nucleotides. RefSeq names its product zinc finger protein 526 (gene znf526). The transcript has 8 exons. Gene Ontology annotation, molecular function: DNA-binding transcription factor activity; RNA polymerase II cis-regulatory region sequence-specific DNA binding. Bases 393 to 3710 code for a protein of 1105 amino acids. The record is from RefSeq and is a predicted model, not a curated record. NCBI's taxonomy places the organism in Eukaryota, Metazoa, Chordata, Actinopteri, Pleuronectiformes, Scophthalmidae. Gene Ontology annotation, biological process: regulation of transcription by RNA polymerase II.